Pygocentrus nattereri (red-bellied piranha) is the source of this 1951-nucleotide messenger RNA. It is a transcript of the gene and2, whose product is annotated as actinodin2. The coding region runs from base 51 to 1562 and encodes 503 amino acids. Lineage: Eukaryota; Metazoa; Chordata; Actinopteri; Characiformes; Serrasalmidae. The record is from RefSeq and is a predicted model, not a curated record. The transcript has 5 exons.
GGAGAGUGCAGAGCUCUUCUGCUGAAUUAGGAGCUACUGAAUGCAGAAAAAUGGCUAAACUCAAGUUGUCCUUCCUCCUUACCUGUACUGUGCUCACAGCCAUCUUCAUGCCAGAUUUUCUGGGGGCCAGUCCAGUCAGGCACCAGGACAAAGAGGAAGGUUCAGUGGCUGAAGCUGCCGAGGAGAGGCUGGCUAGCUCAUCAGCUCUGAAAAAGUUGAGCCGUCACAGGAGGAAUGUGGCAUAUUACAAACGCCUACCAGAAUUCUGGGGCUGGUACAAGUACUUCAUGGACACCCACAACCAGGAGGGCAUUGAAAACCUGGAUCAGCUCUACCGAACCUACUUGCAGAACAAGCACAGGGUGGAGGAGGGCCGUUCCUACAACCAUUACCUCAACCACCUGAGUGAGAUCUACAAGGCCUGUGCCAACUCAGAUGACCCAGACUGUGUUGCAGAGUCCACCAGCAAGCCUACAGCUAAGAUUGUCAUGCCUUCUGCCUUGAAGCAAGGUGUAGUGAAGGUGUGCAACCCAUACCUUGAUCCAUACUGCAUCUUUGUUCAUGGUCCACAGGCACCCCCUGAGGAGCCUUCUCCUCCUCCAGUCAAAGCUCCAGCUCCCAUCUUCACUCCCGUGCUCCCCAUGCCCUUGAAUACCCCGCUGGGCUACUACUAUGCCCCAGUGCUGGAUCCUUUCUUAUCGGCUGAGCAGAAGUCCGAACUGCUGCGGAUCUGCAACCCUUCAGACGUUGAGUGCCUGCAGUACCACUUACGUGCUGCCUAUGGUUACAAGCCUGCUCUGGGCCCAGCACCUUCCUAUGCUCACUUAGGCUGUGAUCCUUCUGUAGACCCCUACUGCAUGUCUACACUAGCAGCCAAAGCUCCCUCUGGUCUGUACCAUUUGUAUCCUAACUGUAAUCCUGCAGUUGAUCCUCUUUGUGUCUUGAAUGUCGCUCCAGCUGCCCAGACAGCAAGCAGUGAAGAGGCUCCCAGGGAGCAGUAUUGCAAUCCACUGUUUGACAAAGACUGCAAUCCACUCACUGCUACCAAACUGGCUUCACUUACCAAGCCUGUGCUGGAGUACACCCCUCAGGAUGAGCCUGCACCCCUCAACCUGGCUUGCGACCCCCGCUACGACCCAUAUUGCUUGAUGGGGGGAACAGCUGCCCUGAUGAAACCACCGCCACUCCUCCCCCAGUUCCAGACCCGCUCCCAACUGGGUGUCAGGGGCAAGACGAAGGAAGGUUAUGACUGCUUCGUCUUCUACGAUAAGGACUGCACCCCUCUGGAGGCACACGACUUUAAAGCAAGUGCUGCUAGCACGCAGUCAGACUGCCACCCCUAUGAUCCUAACUGUGGCAAGAUUGCCCCGCAGGCCUCUACUGGUGCACUGGCUGCCAAGACAGUGCGGGAUGGUAUAAUCGAGCCUCAUCCUGAUUGUGAUCCCGAGAUUGACUUCAACUGCCGCCUGCGCCGUGCUAAGACUGCAGCCAACAGCGAGCAAGCCGAGGAACCCCGAGAUGAGCCAUCCCAGCAAGAAAUUGGCCAGGAGGAGCCAAUUUAGUGUAGUGUAGCACCUGAGUACCUAGUCCCACGAUUUGAGGAUUUCCUGAGAGGUUACAUGAGUCACUACAAGAAAUAAGUGGCUAUACCACUGGCAGAGAAGCUUUAAGGUGCUUUUACGUGAACUCACCAACAUGCAUAUAAACCCACAGUCCUCACAUUGGCACACACCUGGUGAUUUAAGCCUGCACUCUCAGCUCAGAACAGUGCAAGAGGCAACUAGUUUGAGAGAGAAUUGUCCUUUCUGAUAGAGGUAGCAAUACACAACUUAUAGUCUGCCAUCUCUUCAACAUGCAUUAGGAUUAAUCUUGAAAAUAGUGAAAUAAUUAGUGUAUUAAUGUAUUUUGCAGAAUAGAUGUAGUUUAUUUGAACAUGGCUUAGUAGGCAUUU